AUCCACAAAAGAAGAAUCAAUGGGCACAGGCAGUAUAUCAGUUGUGAUUCUGCUUGUUUUGGUGGGAGGAGACACCGCCUUGUCCGGCGGCGGAGAAUGGCAGCUCCUUCAAAAGAGCAUAGGCAUAGUGGGAAUGCACAUGCAGCUUCUCCAAAACGACCGCAUUGUGAUAUACGACCGCACCGAUUUCGGCCUCUCAAACCUCUCUUUACCGAACAACCGUUGCCGCCAUAACCAGAGGGAGAUGGUUGUCACCAUAGACUGCACUGCUCACUCCGUCGAAUACGACGUCGUUUCCAACACCUUCAGGCCACUCUUUGUUCAGACUGAUGUCUGGUGCUCUUCCGGUUCGGUUUCGCCCAACGGAACUCUUGUUCAGACCGGAGGAUUCAACGACGGCGACCGCGCCGUUCGCACCUUCUCGCCGUGUUCGCCAAAUGCUACUUGCGACUGGAUAGAAUUUCCCGGCCAACUCUCCGUCCGCCGCUGGUAUGCCACCAACCAAAAGCUACCGGACGGUGGACAAAUUGUGAUUGGUGGCCGGCGACAAUUCAACUACGAAUUUUACCCAAACAAUGAUUUAUUAGCAACACAACACAUUCAUAGUUUACCAUUUCUUGUUCAAACAAACGACAUUGGAGCAGAGAACAAUUUAUACCCUUUCGUAUUUCUCAAUGUUGAUGGCAAUCUUUUUAUCUUUGCCAAUAAUAAAUCCAUACUCUUCAAUUAUGCUAAGAAUGUUGUUGUCAAAACUUAUCCAGAUAUUCCAAAUGGGGAUCCAUUACCAUUGAAAAUGUUACAAGAUAACAAUUCAUAUGUGGAAGCUGAGGUUUUGGUUUGUGGUGGAGCCCCAAAAAAUUCUUUUAAGUAUGCUAGGGCGGGUCGGUUUUUCGGAGCUUUGAAUACCUGCGGUCGGAUUAAAAUUACCGACCCGAAUCCAAAAUGGGUUAUGGAGACAAUGCCUAAGGGUAGAGUCAUGAGUGACAUGAUUAUGCUUCCAAACGGCAACGUUUUGAUUAUAAACGGAGCUGGUUCGGGUACUGCCGGUUGGGGAUAUGCCCGCGAUCCGAUUUUGAACCCAUUUCUCUACAAAACGGAUAAUCCAAUUGGGUCAAGAUUUGAAGUCCAAAAUCCAACUACUAUUCCACGCAUGUACCAUUCAACAGCAAUUUUGGUUCGUGAUGGUAGGGUUAUAGUGGCGGGAAGCAACCCUAAUAAGUAUUACAAUUUCACCAACGUGUUGUUUUCUACUGACUUGAGUGUCGAAGCAUUUUCUCCUUCUUAUUUAGAACCCGCUUUCAAUCAUUUACGACCUAGAAUUAUGUCACAAUUUCAAGACCAAUUGAUUUAUGGUCAAAUGUUGAGGGUGCAAUUUCAAGUGGAAGCAAUGUUGGCUCAAGAUUUGGUGUAUGUGACAAUGUUGGCGCCACCUUUUAACACACACUCGUUCUCCAUGAAUCAAAGAUUAUUGGUGUUGGAGAAAAUUAAUGUUACUAAGGUUUUUGGGGCAUCAACUUAUGAAAUUGAGGUUACCACACCAAAGUCACCAAUUCUUGCACCACCCGGUUUCUACAUAAUAUUUGUGGUACACCAACAAAUUCCUAGUGAGGGUAUUUGGGUCCAAAUACUUUGAUUGUUUCAUUUGUCAUAAAUGGUUAAAGAAAUAUUUAUAUUCUUUUCAUCUUUUUGGAAUACAAUUUUUUUCCAUA
Arachis duranensis is the source of this 1709-nucleotide messenger RNA. Its product is annotated as aldehyde oxidase GLOX1. NCBI's taxonomy places the organism in Eukaryota, Viridiplantae, Streptophyta, Magnoliopsida, Fabales, Fabaceae. The record is from RefSeq and is a predicted model, not a curated record. Bases 20 to 1633 code for a protein of 537 amino acids. The transcript is spliced from 2 exons.